AUGAAAUAAAAAGACUUUAAACCUUUAUAACUUGAAUAAGAAUCUAAGAACUAUUAAUUUGAUUCGCAUUAUGAGAGUUCAAACCUUUUUGCAUCAUUUAGAAUUAAUACAAAUGAAUAUGAUUUGAUUAUGCAAAAUGAUACUAAUUCUAAAGGAAAUACAUAAUGGUUUAAUUUCUCUGUAAAAAUACCCAAAAAAAUGUUGUAGUUACAUUUAACAUUAUAAACUUUGUAAUUUACAUAAUAUCAUAAAGCCUCACAGAUAAAAAAUGAGUCAUUAUUUAAUAAGGGUCAACGACCAGUCAUCUAUUCAAUUAAAUCAAAUAAAAAUAAAGGGAUAUCUUGGAUUAAGGCAGGUAGUAAUGUUGUUUAUUUAAAAAAUAAAUAUAGAAAGAAAAUAGAUCUAUGAAAACUUAUUACACAUUAAGUUUCUCUUGUAAGUUUGAAUAUUCUAAUCAUAAAGUUUAUUUUGCUUAAUGUUAUCCUUACACAUAUACACAUUUGAAUUCAUUUAUUGAUAGAUUCAUUAGAACAAAUAAAGUAAAAUUAAAGACUAUAUAAGUUUUCAACUGUGUCAGAUUUAUGCAAAACAAAAACAAAAUUAAAUUGA
Paramecium sonneborni is the source of this 609-nucleotide messenger RNA. NCBI's taxonomy places the organism in Eukaryota, Ciliophora, Oligohymenophorea, Peniculida, Parameciidae. The record is from the annotation of a GenBank genome assembly.